AUGCAGUUAUCAAGGACGCUCUUCCAUAUAGUUUUCAUAAUUAUUUUAAUAAUAUUAACGCGAUUCGCGGGGUCUGCUAAUGUGAAUAACACGUCAAGUGCAAGAAGAUUUUUACUUGACGAGGAACAUGAAGUUUCGAAGAAAAUUCUUAAAAAAUGUAACAACAAUUACUUUAACUGGAUAUGUUUAAGAAUAGAAUUUUUAAAGAUUUUAGACAGUUUGUCAGCACGGGAAGAAGUGCGACUACUAUCCGGCGUAAGUAUUGUAAGGGACGUUAGCCGUCAACCAAUCAAAAAUUCUGCUUUAAUCUCGGAUGCGGCUCGUGGUUAUCCUCACAAUCCUAAUGCUCGGUUUAAUGCGUACAUCUUGAGGAAACUCUAUAACUAUCUGCAAACGCAUUAUCUACGCUUGAAAUUACUUAACCAACAACCAAUUGAAGAGGGACGUAAGGGAGAUGAUUAUGGCGGGGGCGGUGGUGGUUAUGGUGGCCAUAAGAAGGGCGGUUACGAAGCUAUGAUUGCUGCUGCAAUGAUGAUAAAAGGUAGCCUAAUGGCUAUGGCUAUUGGCGGUGUAGCGCUAAUAGCUGGCAAAGCUUUAAUGGCUGCUCUAAUGGCCUUAACAAUGGCUGCGGCUGCUGGCCUGAAAGGCAUGUCUGGCGGUGGCGGUAAAUCUACUACUUAUGAAAUUGUUGCUAAACCAAUUCAUACAUCGGGUUAUACCCAAUCAAUGAACUACGAUGAGGGGCAUAUGAUGAACAAUAACGGCGGAUCGAGCGGCUACGGUGGUUAUUCAAGAUAA
Glossina fuscipes is the source of this 798-nucleotide messenger RNA. RefSeq lists its product as uncharacterized. Bases 1 to 798 code for a protein of 265 amino acids. The transcript is spliced from 3 exons. The record is from RefSeq and is a predicted model, not a curated record. Lineage: Eukaryota; Metazoa; Arthropoda; Insecta; Diptera; Glossinidae.